Haliotis rufescens (red abalone) is the source of this 788-nucleotide messenger RNA. RefSeq names its product nematocyst expressed protein 4-like. Gene Ontology annotation, cellular component: extracellular region. Lineage: Eukaryota; Metazoa; Mollusca; Gastropoda; Lepetellida; Haliotidae. Bases 92 to 667 code for a protein of 191 amino acids. The record is from RefSeq and is a predicted model, not a curated record. Gene Ontology annotation, molecular function: chitin binding. The transcript has 2 exons.
UUCCUGUUUGGCGCAAUAUAUAGAAGAGCUCUGUCCGACAGAGGCCAUAAAAAUAUUUUAUGGUUUCUGGUCCGACGAAUAGUACAUUAAUAUGACCAUGGAAGUCUACCUUGUGCUGGUGUUGGCACUGACUGUGUUUCAGUCAUGUUCUGCUUUUCGCUGUCCGAUGCCCACCGGGAACUUCCCCAUGAUAGAGUCGGAGAGCUGUGAGGUGUACUGGCAGUGCAGGAACGGCAUGCUGGUGGCCGCUCAGUGCGCAGGCGCACAUCAGUUCCACUACAAGGCGCGCAAAUGUCUGCAUGGGAGCAUCGUCAGUUGUAUCAUGCAGAGAAAGCAGUACAAACAAGCCCACAUGCCACACAGGGCCAUGCCACACAAACCAAUGCCUAUGCCGAUGCCCAUGCCGAUGACUCCAAAACCGAGACCACCAAAACCCAUCUACAUUCCGUUUCCCGUACCUGUUCAUCCUCAACAUCCGGUUCCGCCUUGCGCAGCGCCACCAUGUGGGAAACCGAUUCCGGUUCCUGCUUCGCCGCCAUGUGACAUUCCUUCGUGCGGGAAACCGGUUGCAGUGCCAGGAAAACCUGGAUUAAUCCCCUUCCCCCAAAACGGACAGAUACCGCCUUAUAUAGUACAGAUGUGGCGGAAUGUUUUCGGACGGGGAUGAAUGACUGAAAUUAAUUAACUUGAGUUAAAGUUUGAUUGAUAACAAAUCGUGAAGCUGCAUAAUGACUGUAACAUCUGUAGUAUGGUAAUAAAAUAAUUAUGGGACUAUGAAGCAUGCUCCA